Molecule: messenger RNA, 2166 nt
Organism: Merops nubicus (carmine bee-eater)
Lineage: Eukaryota; Metazoa; Chordata; Aves; Coraciiformes; Meropidae
Gene: MCM5
Product: minichromosome maintenance complex component 5
Biological process (GO): DNA replication; double-strand break repair via break-induced replication; DNA replication initiation
Cellular component (GO): nucleus; MCM complex
Molecular function (GO): DNA replication origin binding; 3'-5' DNA helicase activity; single-stranded DNA binding
Source: RefSeq, a predicted model, not a curated record
AUGUCCGGAUUUGACGACCCCGGCAUUUACUACAGCGACAGUUUUGGGGGGGAUGCUUCGGCGGACGAGGGGCAGGGUCGGAAGUCGCAGGUCCAGAAGGGGUCAAGGCAGUACCGGGUGGGCACGGACCGGACGGGCUUCACCUUCAAAUACAGGGAUGAGCUUAAACGGCACUAUAACCUGGGUCAGUACUGGGUGGAGGUGGAGAUGGAAGACUUGGCAAGCUUUGAUGAAGAUCUUGCUGACUAUCUGUACAAGCAACCAGCAGAGCACCUGCAGCUGUUGGAAGAAGCAGCAAAAGAGGUUGCAGAUGAGGUCACCCGUCCUCGGCCUUCAGGGGAGGAGACUCUGCAGGACAUCCAGGUGAUGCUGAGGUCAGAUGCCAAUGCAGCCAGCAUCCGCAGCCUGAAGUCAGACCAGAUGUCCCACCUGGUGAAGGUCCCCGGGAUCGUGAUCGCAGCGACCCCCGUGCGAGCCAAGGCGACCCGCAUCGCCAUCCAGUGCCGCAGCUGCCGCAACACCAUCCACAACAUCGCCGUGCGCCCGGGCCUGGAGGGCUACGCCCUGCCCAGGAAGUGCAACACAGAACAAGCCGGCCGCCCCAAGUGCCCCCUGGACCCUUAUUUCAUCAUGCCAGAUAAGUGCAAGUGUGUGGACUUCCAGAUCCUGAAGCUGCAGGAGUCCCCAGAUGCUGUCCCACACGGGGAGAUGCCCCGGCACCUGCAGCUCUACUGCGACAGGUACCUGUGUGACAAAGUGGUCCCAGGGAACAGAGUCACUAUCAUGGGCAUCUACUCCAUCAAGAAGUCUGCCCAGAGCAAGCACAGAAGCCGUGACAAUGUGGGAGUGGGCAUCCGAAGCGCCUACAUCCGCGUGGUGGGCGUUCAGGUGGACGUGGAGGGCUCAGGACACAGCUUCGCUGGGUCAGUGACCCCUCAGGAAGAGGAGGAGCUCCGUCACCUGGCUGCCACGCCCAACGUCUACGAGACCAUUGCCAAGAGCAUCGCCCCCUCCAUCUACGGCAGCACCGACAUCAAGAAGGCCAUCGCCUGCCUCCUCUUCGGGGGCUCCCGCAAGAGGCUCCCGGAUGGGCUGACCCGCAGAGGAGACAUCAACUUACUGAUGCUAGGAGACCCUGGCACGGCCAAAUCCCAGCUGCUGAAGUUUGUUGAGAAGUGUUCGCCCAUUGGGGUGUACACCUCUGGGAAAGGCAGCAGUGCUGCUGGUCUGACGGCCUCGGUGAUCCGUGACCCUUCCUCCAGGAACUUCUUCAUGGAGGGAGGAGCCAUGGUGCUGGCAGAUGGGGGUGUGGUCUGCAUCGAUGAGUUCGACAAGAUGCGAGAGGAUGACCGUGUGGCCAUUCACGAGGCCAUGGAGCAGCAGACCAUUUCCAUUGCUAAGGCAGGCAUCACGACGACGCUCAACUCCCGCUGCUCGGUGCUGGCAGCUGCCAACUCCGUCUUUGGGCGCUGGGAUGAGACCAAGGGCGAGGAGAACAUCGACUUCAUGCCCACCAUCCUCUCCCGAUUUGACAUGAUCUUCAUCGUCAAGGACGAGCACAACGAGGAGCGGACCCCAUCCAUUUCUCCUCCCACCCACAGGCAGGCCGUGGAGGGCGAGAUCGAGCUGAACAAGCUGAAGAAGCUCAUCUCCUUCUGUCGGAUGAAGUGUGGCCCCCGUCUGUCGGCAGCGGCGGCGGAGAAGCUGAAGAACCGCUACAUCCUGAUGAGGAGCGGCACCCGGCAGCACGAGCAGGAGAGCGACCGCCGCUCCAGCAUCCCCAUCACCGUCCGGCAGCUGGAGGCCGUUGUGCGCAUCGCCGAGGCCCUGGCCAAGAUGAAGCUCCAGCCCUUUGCCACCGAGGCCGACGUCGAGGAGGCCUUGAGGCUCUUCCAGGUGUCCACGCUCGACGCGGCCAUGUCGGGCAGCCUGGCAGGAGCAGAAGGCUUCACGACGCAGGAGGACCAGGAGAUGCUGUCCCGCAUCGAGAAGCAGCUGAAGCGGCGCUUCGCCAUCGGCUCCCAGGUGUCAGAGCACAGCAUCGUGCAGGACUUCGUGCGGCAGAAAUACCCAGAACACGCCAUCUACAAGGUGCUGCAGCUGAUGAUGCGACGGGGGGAGAUCCAGCACCGCAUGCAACGCAAAGUCCUCUACCGCAUCAAGUGA